This is a messenger RNA of Saccoglossus kowalevskii, 12891 nucleotides long. RefSeq names its product sacsin-like. Lineage: Eukaryota; Metazoa; Hemichordata; Enteropneusta; Harrimaniidae. The record is from RefSeq and is a predicted model, not a curated record.
AUGGAUAGCAGUGAUUCAGAUGAAGAAUUUGGACAGGAAGUGCCUCCUCUCUAUCUUUAUUUAAAACGUAUUCUUGAUAAAUAUCCUGAAGGCGGACAGAUAUUAAAGGAGAUAAUUCAAAAUGCUGAUGAUGCUGGUGCAACCGAAGUGAAGUUCCUCUAUGACAAUACAGAGUAUCCAACAGAUGGUCUCUGGUCUGAUAAAUUAAAAGAAUUCCAUGGUCCAGCACUGUAUGCUUACAACAAUGCUGUAUUUAAAGACAAAGAUUGGUUUAGUAUACAAAGACCUGAACAAAGUGGUAAAGCAGAUGAUCCACUUAAAGUUGGUCGGUUUGGUCUCGGCUUCAAUUCUGUUUACCAUAUCACAGAUCUACCGAGUAUCCUCAGUGGUAAAUAUCUUGGAGUAUUCGACCCUCUGGAAACAGUAUUUACUUAUGACCAAUUCAAGAAAAAGCAUUAUCACAAGAAACCUGGUAAGAAAUGGAAAUUGAAAGGAGAGUUGUUAUCAAAAGACCAUACUCCAUACAGCAACCAGUUUGAACCAUAUUUGGGAAUCUUUGGUUGUGAUGAAGCCUCUUUUCAAAAAGGGAAGUUUAAUGGCACAAUAUUUCGGUUUCCUCUGCGUAAAACUGAAUCACAACUGAGUGGAAACAUUAUCUCUAAAGAUCGCAUCAUGGGCCCUGAUGGAUGGAUUACAUCAUUUAGAACUGAUGUUGAUUUGACAUUGCUGUUUUUGAAGAAAAUAGAAUCAAUAUCCGUUUAUGAGCGCAGUGGACAGAAUACAGAAUCAACCCUACUUUACAGUGCCUCAAUAGUGAAUUCAGUUAUUGAUCAUGUACGAAUCCAGAAGUCUAAAUUUCUAGAGCAGUUAAAACAAAAUAAAGAAGCUCAACCUCUCUCUAUAGAUGUUGAAAUCAAGCUUAUGCAGCAGUUCAAGGAAGAAGUGAAACGUUGGGUGGUUGUUCACCAGAUCCCAAAGUCUGGAUUGUCAAAUGAAUUUCGGUGUCUUGCAGAUGACGAUGAGAUUCAGUUGCUUCCCUGGGUUGGGGUUGCUGUGCAGAUAAGCAAGACGAAAAAUGAACAGAGUGAUGGAAGGAUAUUUUGCUUCUUACCACUACCACCAAGCCAGACUACAGGUCUCCCAGUUCACAUACAUGGAUAUUUUGGACUUGGAGAUAACAGACGAAGUAUAAAAUGGCCAGAUAUGGAAUCACAACAAGACAAAACAGCAAGGUGGAACAAACUGUUGACAUCAGAAGCUAUUCCUGAAGUGUAUGUGAAGUUAAUUACAUCAUUAAUAUGCGAGUAUAAACUGGAGCCAAAAUGUGUUUAUGCAGCAUGGCCAGAUCCUUGUAAAUUAACUACAGAAAACUGGAAAUUGCUGCUGGAGAAAUUGCUAAAGCAGCUACUGGAAAAUGAUGUAUUUUACACAGAAGCUUACUAUGGAUCUUGGAUUGGACUUAAGAAAGCUAUAUUUAACAUCCCUCAAAGGAAUAUAUCCUGUACAGUGCAACAAGACAUCGUGAACAUGUUAUUAGAGCAUGAACAACCAAUUGUCACUCUUCCAAUGCAUAUCCUAGAGUGGUUAAAGGCAUCAAAUAUUUUGCUCACUAAAGUCACACCAUCUAGUGUUAGGUGCUUUUUAAAGUCAAUAUGGCAUCAACAUUUUGAACGACGGACCAAACUGAAUAUACUGGAAUAUAUUUUAGCUGAUGCACAAUACAGUGAUCUUAAUGGUCUUCAUCUGCUACCAUUAGCCAAUGGGACAUUUACAUCAUUUAGCUGUGUAGGUGACUCUAGAAAAGUUUUCAUUGCUACUACAAUUUGCCCUCAGUAUUUAUUGCCUAAUAUGAACAACAGAUUCCUGGAUGGAAGUUUGCCACAACUGCUCAAAUCAAAAUUGGAAGAUGCUUCUGAGUAUACACAACUAAGUAUUCUGAAUCCAGAGAUUGUCGUUCAGAACCUGCGAUCUGCUCUACCCUCUAAAUGGACUGAAGGUUCUGAAAGUACAGUAAUGUGGAGUCAGGAUGGUGAUGAUCAAUGUCCUCCACCUGAAUGGUUGUCUCAAUUUUGGAACUGGUUUAGAUGCAAGAUACAGCUUUCUAUAACAGUUCUAGAAGGGUUGCCGUUAAUCCCAUUGAAUAAUUCUAGUUGUACCAUUGAAUUACUUAAACUGGAAUCGGGUCCUAAGGCAAUAUUUAAUAGAACAUCACUGUCAACACUCUCAGAAGAUAUAGUCAACGUUGUUGAGCAUUGUGGUGGUUUUGUAAUAAAAGAACAACUUUAUUAUCCACAAGAUUCUUCAUUCAACAAAUAUAUUGCUUCACCUGAUGCUACUGGUGUUUUGGUAGUCCUGGAGAACAUUGGUAUUGAUGUGGUUGAACAGAAACUAAAGAACAAUCCUAUUUUAGCUAGACCAUUGUGCACAUUUUUGUCCAUACUUAAUAUUCAUAGCUAUGAUGAACACUUCCUGACUCUGAGACAAUUAUCUAUUUUUGGAACAAUACUAUGUGAUACCUGCGUUUCUGUAAGCCGUUGUUCUUUGAUAGCACCCAAUGAAUAUAAAGAUAUCCCUUGUAACAAGAUCAAGAAGCAGAUGAUUGAAAGUGAUGAUGUGAAUACUCUUAACCUAGCAAAGGCUCUUGGGGCAAAUCAAUUGGAAUUUGCUGAAUAUAUAGAAAACCACAUUCUACAUGAGUUUGAUAAUGGUUAUUUUUCUAACCGGGAAGUCUUGAAGAUUAUGGAAUGGGUACUAUGUCGUUCCCAGUAUGAUGAUAUUGUGAAGAAAUAUAGAUGUAUACAGACUCGUGGUGGGCAGUUGUCUAAACCAUGUGAAAUCAUUGAUCCAGACAACUCUCUACUGAGAAUGCUUCUUGGAGAAUCAGGACUGCCGGUUGACACUUACGUUCAACCCAAAUUCAUUAAACUCAUUAGAAGAGUUGGUCUCAUGGAAGAAUCCAAUGUGAGUCCUGAUAUGAUAUACAACAUAGCAAUGAACCUUGACUGUCAGAGACGUAAGUGUACACCAGAUAUGAUGCAGAAAGCACAUUGUUUGCUGGAAUAUGUGAGUAAAUAUCCAGAGAAGCUUAACAAACACACAACUGACAGAUGCAGUGCCAAGCUACUGUUUAAUAGGUUAACAACUUUAGCGUGGCUUCCCUGUGAUGUUAACAGACCAAAAUGUUACCCAGAAUGGCUUCCAUGGUUUGCUGAUGAUGAACAAAACAGCCAAUGCCUCUUUACUCCUACAGAGGUUACAUCUCAUGAGCAUUGUAAACAAGUUGGUGGUGUCAUGCCUAUCAUACCUGUACAGUAUCUGAAUAAUUCCCUAUAUUCCACAUUUCAAUGGCAGACUUUGGAUGGUGAGGCAUCUAUUGACCAUGUGCAGAAAGUAGUAAUGCAGAUGAAGCUCAUAGUUGAUUCAGCAGAGGAAGUCGUGCAAAAUAUGCUAAAACCCCUGGAAGAUAUGAUUUUUGAAAUUUACAGCUUUCUUUCCAAGUCCAACAUUGAGUGGGUGAGACACUGGAUAAAUGUCAAAGGAGGCAAAACACUGAAAUGGAUCUGGCAUGGAAGAGGCUUCACAAGUGCAAAUAAUGUAGCUUUUACUUCAAACUUGCAUAUCAACCUUCAACCUUACCUGUUUACAUUGCCACUGACAUUAGCUGAAGAACAUUCACAGUUGUUCAAGAAAAUGUACAUCCCUAAAGAGUUUAAUCCAGGAGCACUUGCUGAUGUUUUGCAUAGCAUUAAGAAGAAACAUUGUAGGACUGACUCUUCAAAGGAUGUAGAAUCUGACUUGAAGCUGUCAUGCGAAAUAAUACAUCUACUGUGCAAGGAUAGUAACUUGAAUGAUGAUAUUCAGAAAUUGAUUCUUGUACCUGCAAAGAUGCAUGAUAUGUCAAAGUUAAAGUUGGUUGAAGUAAAUGUAUGUCUUUACUGUGAUAGAGAGUUUCUUUCUGAUGACCUGAAGGACAACUCAUAUUAUAUUGUACAUGAUGACAUACCAAAUGCAACAGCUCGUAAAUUAGGAAUGCAGCCUUUGAGUAACCAUGUGGCUCCAACUGAUAAUCUAGGAUAUGACUUGGCUGGUCCUCAUGAAAGUGUCAUAAAUGCCAUAAAGAGGAAUUUAGAAAUGUACAAAGAAGGUGUUGACAUCUUCAAGGAACUCAUUCAAAAUGCUGAUGAUGCAGGAGCUAGUGAAAUUAGGUUUCUCAUAGACCACAGACAAAAUACUGAUGUGCAAUUGAAGCUCCUAGACCCUGGUAUGAAACACUGUCAUGGUCCUGCACUUUGGUCAUACAAUGAUGCCAUGUUCUCAAGUGAAGACAUAAGAAACAUUUGUGAUAUAGCUGCAGCAUCAAAGAAAGACAAACUUGACAAGAUAGGACGUUUCGGUCUUGGAUUUACUUCAGUAUACCAUGUUACAGACGUUCCAAGUGUUGUCAGUGGGUCGCAUAUCAUGAUUUUUGAUCCAAGGAUGACUCAUCUCAAAUCUCGUAUUCACAACCCUUCCCAGCCUGGCAUUAAGUUGAACCUCCAUGAAGAAUCUCAUCGACAGACCCUCAGUGUAUGUGUAGAUCAGUUUCAACCUUAUCAUGAAAUAUUUGGGUGUAAUAUUUCUGAAGAUUUUAAAUUUAAUGGUACCCUUUUUCGACUUCCUCUCAGAAAUCAUUAUCAAGCAAGUGACCAAAUGGAAAACUGUAUCACUGAUAAGGUUUAUCUGGACAAACACAAACUUCAGCAAUUGAUUGUGCAACUUAGAGAUUCAGCACCAUCUCUUCUCGUGUUUACCCAGAGUGUGAAGGAAAUGAGCAUAUGGGAAUUGAAAACUGAAGGGAAAACAGGUGCAGAUGCUGUGAAAAUGUUAACCAUUAAAGUCAACUUAAUACAACAGCUACCGAGACAAAUCACCAGUGUUACUGAAUGUCCACCAACAAACAAGAUUGAACAGCUAAAAAAUCAAUCAAACAUCCUGAAAGCCACUUCAAAAUGGUUGAUCAAUGUAAAUGGUAAACCACCAGAUUCAACUAGUUUAAUAGAAGUUGUAUUUGAGUCUAAGUGUUUAAAAGAUUGGAAGACAAAAAAUGAAAUGUGGCUUGUUAGUGCCUGUGCUAGUAGUGGAGCCGCUUUUGAAGCAGCCCAAACUGAUGAUGGUAGGAAACAGGGAGUUCUUCCUUGUGGUGGAGUAGCAGCUAAGUUAAAAUCAGAGGUAAAUGGACUAAAUCCUUCCCCAGUAGUAGGACAGUUAUACUCAUUUCUUCCUGUAGCUGUUCAGACAGGUUUACCAAUCCACCUCAACGCACCAUUUGCAUUACAGCCGAACAGAAGACACAUAUGGAGCAAAUCCUCUGUUUCAGGGAAAAAUACAGAAUUUGAAGGAGAAUGGAAUUUGUGUCUCAUGAUUGAUGUUCUGAAAAAAGCUUUCAUAAAUCUUUUAAUUGACAUGAUUCAACUUCGAAUGGAAGGAACAGUUGGGAAGCAUGACUUUCAUACUCUGUGGCCAAACCUAGAAUCAACUGAGACUGACUUCCACCCUUUUGUAAAAGCUUUCUAUGAAGGGAUGAGUGGAAAUCAGAACAGUGAGCCACCUCGAAUAAUUUACAAUGAAUCUCAAUGGGUAACACUGAAUGAUUGUUUAUUCCUCGGAACUGAUUUGCAGCAAGAAACAACUAUUGCUGAACAUGCAAUGAUUCUCCUGAAUGAAUAUUGCAAACCAAAGAAAGUUAUUCAACUAAAUAAAGCCGUAGAAUAUUGUAUCAUAAGACAAGUCAACCAGGAAAAUGUGUACAACAUUACACGUUUCUAUAAGGAUGUAUUCUUCAAAUAUACAGAAGAUAUUUCCCUGGAAAUCAGAAAUUCAAUGCUGCUGUAUUUGCUAGAUAUUCGUAUUGGUGCUCAGAAAGAUAUUAGUUUUGAUGUGAAUUUGAAGAAGGCACCAUGUUUUCCGGUCUCUCCUGAUGGCUUCUCCAUUGAUGUUCCCCAGAAUCUUGUGCAUCCAGAAUCUUUAGUAGGCAAACUGUUUGAUGAUUCAGAUGGUAGAUUCCCCCAUGGUGCUGGUUUCCUAUCCAAAGAAAGACUGUUUUCACUCAUUGACCUUGGAAUGGCUACAGAUGAACUAUCAUGGGAAGAUUUGUGUGGGAGAGCAGAAUCUGUGAUGGAUGUCUUUAAAAGCUAUGGGUUUUUUGCUGCUGUUUCUCGCACCAAAAUCAUAUUUAAAGUGAUGAAUAAUUUGCUGAAACAAGGAAAAAUGCCACAUUUAAAUGAUAUUAAACGAUUGACUAGAACGUCCUUUCUGCCAGUAAUGACAAAACCAAAUGAUUAUCCUUGUGAAUGGUUUGGUGAGAAUAAGCUGUCGAAUGGAGAUAACUUGUAUAGGAAAGAAUGUUUGUACUAUCUUGGCUCUGUUGCACAAAUACUUGACGAAUGCUGUAUAGACAGUGCUGACGUAAGUCAAGAAAUAAUGCAAAUCCUAGGUGUUAGGAGCAAGGCCCUAGUUGAUGAUGUUCUCAUACAGUUGCAGCAUGUAUCAAUGUUUCCAAAAGCCAAGAAAACAAUGUUAAUGUGUUCUGAGAUAUACCAGUACUUACAAACAGUGUUAUGUGAAGAGGUGGCAACUGAUGAUGGAGAUACUAUAGUACAGAUUACUACUGGUUAUGAAAGGAAAGUAGAGAAACUUAAAAGCAUGAAGGUUUUCCUAGUUGAUGAAAUGUUUGUUGGCGCUGAUCAGUUAGCAUUUACGUGGAUGGAGAUGACUGCACCUUAUUUGUAUAAGGUCCCUAACGAUCUUGUGAAGUAUAAAAAGCUUCUGCAAGUUUGUGGUGUUAGAAAAUCAUUCUCCAUUGGUGAUUAUCUAGAUGUACUGAUGAAGCUAAAAGAGAAAAAUGGUGCAGAACCUCUUGAUGAACAUGAACUACGAAUUACUUUACUAAUAUUAAAAAGAAUUGACUUUUCGGAUAACAUUGUGUAUGCUCCUGACACAGAUCGAAUUCUAAGAGAUAUCAAGGAGCUGACCUAUGAUGAUGCGCCAUGGUUAUUUAAUAAAGCUCAGUUUACCUAUGCUCACCACGAAAUCAACUGGAAGCAGGCUGAUAGGCUUGGUAUCAUUGCAGCAAGAAAGAAGAGGGCAAAAGAGUUCACAUUGCCACUUGGAUGUGCUCAGCGAUUUGCAUAUCCUGGUGAGUCAGAAAUCUUUAAAGAACUUCUACAAAAUGCAGAUGAUGCCAAGGCUACUGAACUUCACAUCAUAUAUGACCCACGUUCACAUUCCACUGACAAAAUUGUCAGUGAAUCAUGGAAACCUAUUCAACAGAGUCCUGCAAUAUGUGUAUAUAAUAACCAAAUAUUCAGUGAUGAUGACAUAGCUGGAGUUCAACAAGUUGGAAUUGGUGCUAAAUCAGCAGAUGCACAUACAACAGGCCAGUAUGGAAUCGGUUUUAAUUCAGUAUACCAUCUCACUGACUGCCCUUCAUUUCUCUCUGAUGAUCACCAGCUGGGUGUAUUUGACCCACAUCUUAAAUAUGUGCCAGAUGCCACGCAUGACUAUCCUGGUAUUCUUUACAAACCUGUUAAUAUCUUGAAAGAAAACUUUGGUGACAUGCUCAGUGGUUUCCUUGGUGAAUAUUUCUCUCUUAAAGGAGGUACUAUGUUUCGGUUGCCGCUCAGACAGAAUGCUUAUUCUUCCAAAAUCUCAAGCAAAACCUAUUCUGAUAAAGAUAUCAGGCACAUGUUAAAUAGGUUUGAAAAUGAGGCAUGUGACUGUCUUUUAUUUCUCAACAAUGUGGAAGUCGUAACCCUCUCAGAGAUACUUAAUACUGGCGAAAUGAAACAACUAUAUAAGGCUGAAGCAAAGUUAUUUGGUGAAAACAGACUCAGAAGAGAAGACAUUGCAACUCACAUGUUGAAUCAUAAGAAAAUGUGCGUCACUGAUAUUCCACAAAAGCUGGUGGACUACAAUUUACAGAUAUGUGAUUCCAAGAACAGGACAGAAAAAUGGCUUGUAGUGCAACAGUUUGGCUUCUACAACACUCCUGAUGUUGAGUUCUCAGAUGAAGAGCUUGGUAAGCUACUUCCCCGUGUUGGUGUAGCUGCCUUGGUUGAUGGCCACAAAGGAGAAGAGAAGAAUUACACUCACUCACCUAAAACUGAAAUGAAAAAAAGAUUCAAUGCAUAUUGCUUCCUUCCACUACCAAUAGCAACUGAUUUACCUGUACAUGUUAAUGGUCAUUUUGCUCUUGAUAGAUCUCGUCGGUACAUAUGGAGUGAUGCUGGGACACACCAGACUGUCAGAAGCAUAUGGAAUAAGACACUAGUUGAAUCUGCUCUGGCACAUGCAUAUGCUUCUCUGAUAAUGCUGGCAGGUCAUAAAUAUCUAACUGCAAAUAAACAAGAAAAGUUAGAAUGGUAUCAUAACCUCUUCCCAUCUUAUUCAUCACAAAAUAAGACUGAAGCUGGUGUAGCCUGGUCUAGUAAGGGAAUAUGGAGUUAUCUCUCUGCCAGGACGCUACAAAUAAUGUCCACGGAUGGAAUGCAUGUUUUACCUUUAGUUAGACAAAGAGACGGUUGUGCUGAACUGACAUGGCAUGAACCAGUAAAUGAAGAUGAUCAAGUAUAUUUUAACUGCUUGGUCGAGAAAAAUGAUGCUGAUUUACGAAUAUUCCUUUUAAAGUCUGGUUUUAAGCUUAUAAGCUCAACAAUAAAGAUAUAUAAUGCAUUCAUUAAUGCAGAAGUUGCUGUCAAACAAGUGAGUCCGGAAGCUGUUAUUGCAUUUAUGUGCCCUGAAAAAUGUCAUAUUGGUAGGCUGCCUUGCAGUAUAUCACAGACAACAUACGGUAAUGUUAAUACCUUCAAGAGUGUAUUAGAGUACAUCUUAAAUGUAAUGGAACAUCCAAACGAUCUCACUGGUUUACCUGUAUUACUUCGUGAAGAUAAUUCAGUUGAUGUGUUUCAUCCAAAUAAACUACAUUUCCUGUCACAUUAUGCUGGUCUGUUGCCUUCUAUAAAGAGCAAAUUUGUCUCAAGAGAUGUACUCAACUUACUGGAAACAUUUCAAAAAAAGAAUGAUGAUGAUUCUACAACAUUAGUUUGGAAGGAUUUUACUCCACAAGAUCUUCAUCGUUAUAUUGGCACUGUGUUUCCAGUUAAAUGGUGUGAUGUUGGCCUACAUUUGAAUUUGGAUGUUAAAUGUAACACCGGAAGUAUACUGGCACGAAUGGUAUUACUCUGGAACUACCUUUGCUCAAGGAAGGAGGAAAAUGUUCUUGAUUCUUUACUACGUUGGCCUAUUAUUCCAACCACAAAUGGAAUGUUUAUAUCCCCAUCCCAAGGGAAGACUGUCCUUAGUUUACUUGAAUAUAAGGACAGUUUUGGUUUGCAAAGAAAAGUAAUUGAUUUUCUGAGGAAAGUUGGUUGCCUAGAGAUUAAAUUUGAUCUAGUGUCAGAAAACAUCACUACACAUAUGAAAACUUUGCUAAAGCCAUAUGUUGCUUCUCCAAGUGAAUGCCAAGACAUUUUGACAUUAUUUGAAUAUAUGAUGAACAUGGACCUAAUUAAAUUUCAUAAUGUAUCCAAAGAGGAUUCUUCUAUAAUGUUGCAAUAUUUUCAAGAAGAUGUACAAAGCUAUGAUCAUAAUUCCCUCACUACAUUGAAGAAGUUGCCUUUUUAUGAGAAGACAGAUGGACAUCUUUCCAGCUUAGAUGCAUAUCAAAAGUAUCACCUUCUGUCAGUUAGAUUUCCAGAAGCAGAGCAAGAUAAAUGGACAUAUCACUGUCGUUGUAUAUUCCUCAAGCCGAGUCAUCAUUUACAGUUACUUCAACAAACUCUUGGAGCAACUGCCAUUACAGCUGUUGAUGUCUACUUAAAAUACAUUAUACCUAACUUCAACCUUCUAACUGUGGAAUGUCGUUUGACACAUAUAACUUACCUACGUAACACAAUUAACUGGGCAUCUACUGAACGAACUAUUAAGCAACUCAUUUCAGCACUUUCCAAGGUAAAGUUCAUCAAAGCUGCAGAUGGUUCCAUGCAGAGUGCAGACUACUUCUUUGAUGGGCUGAAUGAAGUUUUCAAAGUAAUGGUAGAAAAAAGAAGACUUCUGCCUGAUCUGUUCAUUGCAUAUGAAUGGAGAGACUUCCUUGUUAAAUUGGGAUUUAAUGUUACAGUUACGCCUGACCUGUUUUUAGAAUAUGCAAACGAGGUUGCCUCUGAAGCAGUUCGAUUAAGAAGUUGUGACAUGAAAGUGGUACUAGAGAAAUCACAAAUGUUAGCCAAGGAGCUUUCUGUUAAUGAGUCACUUCACUAUCCCACAUUUCUAAAAGAAGUUUCUACAAUUAAAUUUAUUCCAUCUGUUCCAAUACGUGAAGACCUUCUUGAAAUAUAUCCACUACUCUCUGGAAGUUCAACUGACUCUACAAUGUUCAUAUGUCUUAGAGGGAAUGUUUCAUCACUUCAUGUGAAACUUAGUUGGUCCAAUUCAUCGCUUUUACCUGACUGGGCAAUUCCUAAAAAAAGUUCACACAUUCCCAGAAGCAAUGAAGUUAUUAAUCUGCAUGAAUGCCUUGGAAUUCUAGAUAAACCAUCGGUUGAUACAGUCAUAAGCCAUUGUCAGAAUGUAUGUCAUCAUUUGGCUGGAAAAAAUUCGGCCGAAAAACAACAUACCAUUCCCAAGAUUCGUAAAUUGUUGGCUGAGGUAUUGGAAGAUGUGUAUGACUUCCUGAGAGAUUACCAAAAUAAAUCACAUUUGAUGUCCAGACUGCAUAACACUCCACUUGUGCUUGUCGAUCAACAAAAAGUACUGGUGUGUGCUAACCAACUUGCAUAUAAGUUUGAUCAUUUAAAAGAAGAUGACCUACAUCCUUACAUGUAUGUACCUCCACGUUCCUUGGGAUCAUAUGAACAUUUCCUGAAGCGUUUAGGAGCAGAAGAAAGUGCAACAUUCAGACAAUAUUCAAAUGUAUUGUCACAGAUUCACAGUGAAUGUGAAAAUGAAAUCAUGGGACCAAAUGAAUUGGGAAAAGCAAAGAAAGCUACCAAAGGAUUAUUUUAUUACUUAGCUGAAGACAAUAAAAGGCAGUGUAAUGUUUAUAACAAGCUUUACCUGCCAAGUAUAACAGAGAAAAUGAAACUGUCAACAGAUCUGUUUUAUGGCAAAGACGACUUACUGAAACGCAUAAACCCUGUGCAGUAUGAAUUUGCACUACAGUUACAUGAAUGUGAUUGCCCUGAAGACAUGGAAUUUGAUCUUUUACCUGAAAAUCUUCGCCCAAAAAACAUCAGUAAUUUUGUUGUGGCCAAAGUAGACCCACAGUGUGAAUGCUGUAUUGCUGGGAAAACGUGUCUAUUAAAAGAGUAUAUAGAAGACAGAAUGAAAAGCCCUGAAUUUGCUCAGUGUAUUAUACGUCUUGUACGCCAUCAACACAAAAAAAUGAUAGAUGAAAAUAUUGAAAGUAAGAUAACAAUGUUGAAGACGAAGAUUAAAGUAUGCUGUGUGACUGAACUGAGAACCAAGUUGUUUAACCAGAAGCAGAAUACUUACAUAGAAAUGAGCGAGCAACAUGUAAAGUUAUUCUUGGAUGAUGAGCAAAUGCUUUAUAUCAGCCAUUCUGAUGAGUUUCCCGCCAAUCCUACACUGUUGUGUCUCUUGGCAGGAACAGUCAACAGAAUAAUAUCAUAUCAAAUUCGAGACACAAGGAUAAUUACAGCGCUUCUAGCAAGCAAGAUUGAAAAUUUUCAUGAUUUGAUAACUAAUUUUGAUAUUCCUGAACUUCAGACGCAGAGGAAAGCAAUCCAAGAGAACAAACAUGCACCAGGUAAAAGUGUACCAUUGGAUAUACACCAUCUUCUUGAUGACGACCCAAUUAACAUUUUCCGCAAGGGAGAAAUUGUGGCAUUAAAGAGACUUAUAGAUGAUGGGGAAGACACAGACAUCUGUGAUUAUAUAUAUGCAGAGAUUAGAGAAGUGAUUAGCAAUGAUGCAGAUAAUGAAUUAGGCCUUGCAACUAAGUAUAACAUUUAUGAUGGUUCUCAAGAAACUGUUGUUAGUGGCAAUGACUUGUACAAAUUUCUACGACCAACUCCACCUACAGGUCAAGCCAGUUUGCCAGAUACUCGUUCUCUUACUGUACAGCUAGAAGAAGCAAAAAAUAUCAUUGAAAAGACGUUAUAUGAAGCUUCCAAAAUGCCAAAAGAAGAAUGUAACAAGAUUGUUAGAAGAUUGUAUAAAAAAUGGCAUCCUGACAAAAACCCAAAUAAUUCUGCUGUAGCUACCGCAGCAUUUCAAUAUCUCCGUCAACAACUAGAUAUAAUGGAAGGUGGUGGCAUAACUGGAGAAAACUAUAGAAGACAGUAUGAUAGAUGGAAUGCAGAGGCACGAAAUCAAAGAUCACAGAGUGAACGAUAUUACAGAGAAUAUGGUCGUCAUUAUCAAUCAGGUCGUUUUUCAAAGUCAAACAUUCCACCAUCAUUCAACAGAAGUACCCCUAUGCCAAGAGAAGCAAGGGUUUGGUUCAAGCAAGCUAAGUGUGAUUUACAGGAUGCUUCUGCUCGUCUGGAAUCUAUAAAUCCAUCUGCUGAGUGGGUUUGUUUUCAAGUACACCAAGCUGCAGAGAAAGCUUUAAAAGCUGCCAAAUUUGCUACAGAUGGUGACCCAAUGCUUAACUGCACAAAUCUUAGAAGUCUAAUGCAUGCAGUACAGUUUCACCCUGACUGUCCUCCAGGUGUAGAAGAAGAUGUUGCAGAGCUAGUUCGAAACCACUGUGACUUUAAUGACACUCGAUAUCCACAAAGACUUGAGACACCAAAUGAGCGAUACAAAAUAAGAGAAGCUAAGGAUGCAGUGAAAUGUGCACAGAGAUUAUUGGACAAAUUGAAGCAGUUUAUUGGAAUACAACGCUUCUAA